CGGCUCGAUCCUACCGAACGGGUUUUUUUAUCUAGCUGCCUGGUCCGGUGGAAGCCGUCGACUGCCCCGGAGAAACGAUCGCGUGUGUGUCGCGUGUGCUCCAAGCGAAAGUAGUACUAACGCUUACUUUCGCUACUUUAGCAUAAGGAAACUAAACAUCAAACAAAAACAAAAAAGAACAUAACAAAACCUUACAGUCAAGUGGUCAAUAAAAAAACCAAAACAAAAUCACACACGCACACACAGGCACACAUCAGAGAGAGAAAAAAACGAGCACACGCAGCCAGUGCUUGCUAGAAGAGGAACCUUUCCCGGGCGAAGCCCUAAUGCUGUUGGGCAGUUUCGGCGGCAUUAUCGACGUAUCAGGGUUCUGCAGCGCAGCGAUUAUGAAAACCGCGUAAAGGCAGAACGAGCCGGCCUCGGCGGAACGGCUUACCAUCCUCACAAGCACCGGGCCCGCCAACAGCGAACAGGCGCGCGCCCGCCCCGCCCCUAGCGCCCGCGUUCGCUAGCACACCGAACCACCAGCACCACCAGCGCCACGACCGGUAGCGCGACCGGUCCACGACCAUGGAUGUGAUGCAGGCAGUGACGGUGCCGGUGCUGUUGCUGCUCGCAAUUUCGCCGUUCGCGGCGACAGUCACCACAGCGUGCGCACCGGAGCGUUCGUACCGCGCCACCAUCUUUACCCAUGCACAGCCUGCCACGAUCGGGCUGGCACUAUCACCACCGCCACCAUCCCCUACCGGCCAUGCGCUCGGCUCGGUCGUGACGGUUGUUACGGCGUCGAUCGGUGCGCUCGUCGCUCUGCUGUACUGUGCCCGUAGCCCAAGCGGUCUGCAGACGCGGCUGUCCUCGAUCACCGGUGCCGUGUCGGGCCUGGCGCCGGUCGCCGCCAGUCGGUACAGCAGUAGCGCCGCCGGCUGUGCUGGCACCCACACGGCCACCGCUGUAGUACUGCUGUCGGUGCGGCAGCUACUACCACUCAUACUAGGAAUUGCCGCCAUGUUGCCUGUGAUUGACGCCGGAUACCACGAGAAACGGUUGCUGCACCAUCUGCUGGACAACUACAACGUGCUCGAGCGACCCGUCGUCAACGAGUCGGACCCGCUGCAGCUCAGCUUCGGGCUGACUUUGAUGCAAAUCAUUGACGUGGACGAAAAGAAUCAGCUCCUAAUCACAAACAUUUGGUUGAAAUUGGAGUGGAACGACAUGAACGUCAGAUGGAACUCGUCCGAGUAUGGUGGGGUGCGCGAUUUGCGGAUACCACCACAUCGCCUCUGGAAACCGGACGUCCUAAUGUACAACAGUGCCGACGAAGGGUUCGAUGGAACGUACCCGACCAACGUGGUCGUGCGCAACAACGGGUCCUGUCUCUACGUACCGCCGGGAAUUUUCAAAUCCACCUGCAAGAUUGACAUCACCUGGUUCCCGUUCGAUGAUCAGCGCUGCGAAAUGAAGUUCGGCUCGUGGACGUACGACGGCUUUCAGCUUGAUCUGCAGCUGCAGGACGAGUCGGGGGGAGACAUUAGCAGCUUCAUCACCAAUGGCGAAUGGGAGCUGCUAGGCGUGCCUGGGAAGCGGAACGAGAUAUACUACAACUGCUGCCCGGAACCGUACAUCGACAUUACCUUCGCGAUACUGAUCCGCCGCAAAACGCUCUACUACUUCUUCAACCUGAUCGUGCCGUGCGUGCUGAUCGCGUCGAUGGCGCUGCUCGGUUUCACGCUGCCGCCUGACUCCGGGGAAAAGCUUUCGCUCGGUGUCACGAUUCUGCUAUCACUCACAGUCUUCCUAAACAUGGUCGCCGAGACGAUGCCGGCUACAUCAGACGCAGUGCCUCUCCUAGGAACCUACUUCAAUUGCAUCAUGUUCAUGGUAGCCUCAUCGGUUGUGUCAACGAUCUUGAUCCUGAACUAUCACCACCGUAACUCCGACACGCACGAAAUGUCCGAAUGGAUUCGCGUAGUGUUCCUGAUUUGGUUACCGUUCAUCCUGCGAAUGAGCCGACCGGGCGAACCGUACCCGCACCCGUGCCGUCCGACAGUGGACGAAAAGAAUAAGCAGCUGCAGGAGGUGGAGAUGCGCGAACGGUCCUCCAAGUCACUGCUGGCCAACGUACUGGACAUCGACGACGACUUCCGAUGCAACCACCGGUGCAACACGCUGCCACACAACCCCACCUACUACCGGACCGUGUACCGCCAGGGUGAGGAUGGCAGUGUCGGGCCGAUCGGGGCAACCGAUACGAUCGGGCGCUCGGCCGGCCUCGGCACGAUCAGUGCCGGCGGGGGCCGCCUGCACGAAACCGUAUCCUCGCACACCUGUCUCAGCUCGUCCGCGGAGUACGAACUCGCACUUAUACUGAAGGAGCUUCGCUACAUUACCGAUCAGCUCCGCAAGGAGGACGAGACUGGCGAGGUCACGCGCGAAUGGAAGUUCGCCGCCAUGGUAGUCGAUCGUCUGUGCCUUAUCAUAUUCACCCUGUUUACGAUCAUCGCCACACUGGCUGUUCUGUUCUCUGCGCCGCACUUUAUCGUUUCAUAACAACCAUCAGCACGGCGGCACACCGGCACACACGGUCAUCAGGAUCGUACCACCACCACCAUCACUACCCUUUCUUCCGGCUCUACUCUCACCACCACCAUCACCGGCACACGCGAACAGCACGACGGGACGGCACAGGAGGACGGUUGCAAUGGUUUCGCGUACGAGCUGCAGAGCUGCUUACUGCCCCCGCUCCUGCUGCUGCUCGUGCUGGCCGGCGGCGUGCUGGUCGCCUGGCUUGCCCGCAAUCGGCACACGCUCGCAUACGGUCUCGCCCAGCUGGUAGCGGUCGCUGACUACCGUCUGCGGCGGUAUGUGUACAUUUUCGUGAAGAAUUUUAAGCUCAUCAGUGACGCAUAGAACGCAUAAACGGCCUGAGAAACAAGAUUGUGACCGGGCCGUACAGGUCCGGAAAUACAGAAUGGGCAGGGAGGGAAGAGGAAAAGAGCAGCGGGGUUUGGGGGGAAUGGAAAGGAAGAUCAGGUCGGCCUCGCAGUCUUAUGAGGAGACGAGACUCGCCGGAGCGCACCACCACUCUGCACUAGGACGAAUGUAUGUAUAUGCGCAGAGUUCUUUUUAUAUCAAAAAACCUAUCGCUAUCAAACAGGAAAGCAACAAAAAAAGCAUAAUAACGUACAUAUAUAGACACAGUAAGCAGUUAUUAAGCAAAAACUGAUCCUCCAGGCAGCAAUACGACGACCGGGACAGAGAAAUGCUUAAGUGACAGCACACAACGCGCACACAAUCUCACACCGACACGGAGGGAUUUUUUUCUGAUACUAAGAUCCGAGGCAACAGAGAAAUAAAACGAGAAAGCAAGACAGAAGCAAUUAAUAGCACAGCUGUGAAUACACCAUGCCUCCCAUGGCCACAGUGAAACCGCAGGACAAAAAACUGACCGGUACGAAGAAAUAAAGAGUACCAGAGUACCUUCCAGAGUACCAGAACUACCGUCAUAAAAAUCUUCUCGUGCUACUAAUACUACUGUUCAUACACACUACUACUACUACCACUACUACUACUACCACUACUACUACUACUACUAUUACUACUACUACUAUUACUACUACUACGUCAACUACUUAUAAUACUAUGAAAUGAGUGAAAUGAAGGGUAACAGACGUAAGAGCAAACCACGAGCAAACUACUAAAUGCUUCUACUAGUGUUGUGUCGUGAGCGAAAGAGCUACCUCGAUCACUCCGCGCACUUAAAAGAGCGCGCACAGUACGUACUCUGUGCAAAAAAUCUGGUAGCUCCAUACUGAGCGGUGUGUGGGGCGAGCAGUGUGCCAAAUCUGUCCGAUUCAGCGGCAGUGAGCAGUGUUUUUACUCGAACGAGUAGACGAUGUGGUGUGCACAGUAGUGUGCGAUAAAUCGUACAAACGAAUCACAUACAUCCUUCUCUUUUCGCUCUCUGCGGAGCUAUCACGCGCUCACCGCUCAGUUUGAUGAGCGCGAGCGCUUCGCUCCGCUCACUCAUAAGAGCUACUUGACCCAACACUAGCUGCUACUAAUUGACAAACUACUAUGAUUAACAUGAUUCUACCGAUAAUGGCGCAACCCAUAUGCUGGCUGUGCUUAAUUGAUCCUAGAAGAAGACCGCAUUCACAGAGACAGAGAGAAAUAGAGAGAAAGUGAGAGAGUGUGAAAGAGAGGUACAUAAAAUGCUAGAAAAGGAACGCUAAACACGAAUGGAAGCUAAUCGAGGUCCAGGAUAGAGUCGCUAGUGAUUCGUACGUAAUCCAAACGAACGUCAGCAAAAACACCAUAAAAUCAGCAUUUCCAGUAUAUGCCUAUAGUAGCCGCGUAGAGCCUGAGUUUUCAGUUGCACCUACUCACAGAUACUCCAACCAGACAAUUUCGGCAGCUUGCGUGGGGCUUCUUCUAGUUCUUCUACGCGUACUAGUUGGUUCAUCCUAGUUUCAAAUGGUCGCUUUGCACGCAGAAAAUAUAGGUUAGCUUUAGCAAACGGUUAUUUUAAUGCACGCAAUGCAACGGUAAAGUGAUGCUAGCUGAAGUACAGGGUGCAAGGUUUGUGAAAGUAGCGAGAGGUCGUAGUUUGUUUUUCCCCCUUGUGUGUUAAGAAAUGUAUCUUACUUGUUUUUACCGUUCCUGUUAAACGUUGUUGUACAACUUGUUCAAGUCAACAUUACAAUCACAUCCCACUUAUCUAAACUAUUUACUAUAGCACCAUCAUCCCCUUGAUUGUUUGACACGGGAUGCUGGUUAGCUCCGUGCAUGAGUUACCUAUCAUGCUGGGUGUCUUGGAGAAGCUCAAACAGAAACCGCCUAUUAGUUUGUUGGUUGCGAUCCGAAUAGAUAAAGUGAAACAGAACAAAAGACUUCCAAAAUAUCCAAUAUUCCAAACAUGCAGGCUAGCUUACUGUGAUCCUGGUGAAAAUUAGUUCGUGAAGGCUGUUGAUAAAAAGAAUAAGCCAGAUUGAGACAGGAACUCGCAUCUUGAACUCAACGCAACGAUAGUACUGUUCUGUUGUUGUUCUUUAUAGGAUGUGGCGCCAAUAGAUCGUGGAUCUUCAUCUAGCUACUGCAGUGCUGAAGUGCUAGAGUGCUUGAGAAACGUCGGAAGUGAAUGACAACUCACUUGGUAAACGGGUACAGGUGAGUGAUAAAAGACAAAGUAUUUGACUUGCUAAAGUAGCAAGGAAUCAAAAGGCAGACAAAGCGAGACAAAUCAUAUUCCAAGUGGCAAACGGGGACAUGCAAAUCAUGAUUGGUUAACUGGAUUAGGCCAAUAGAGCCUAGAUCAGUAGAAUUGUAGAUGAAAGCCUACGAUGGCUUCCCCGACGUAUUUGGCGUAACGCAUUUCACAAACGAACACUGGCGUAAAAGUAUGCGAGUGGGAAGAUCAGGCUCACCCUGUCAAGGCACCUUACUUCCGCAACGCUACUACACAAAAAGAAAUGUUCGACCGUUUAACAGUGCCUAGAAACUACGCAAUGCUUUCACAGCGAUUCGAGAUACAACUUCUGCCAGCAACUAUCUCGUGUGCAGCUCGAUUCGUUUUGCGUUAUGGUUGCGUUAAGGCGUAAGGGUUGGUGGUUUUUCUCUCAUUUGUUUUCUUUACAUUGGCUGGAUUUUUUAGGCGUUAGGCGUUAGAGAAAAUUAAAGUUGUAGCAAAAUAAAAAAGCUAGUCAAGUAAUGUGAGACAUUUUUGGUCUACCAUCAACGUAGCAACGUUUAACGGUGAUGUGGUGUGUAUGUGUGUGUGCGUGUGAUACAGAUGUGAAGAUGACUACCAGAAAAGAAAACACACUCACACACACAAACACAAGCUCGUAGCUCAAUUUCGAUACUGGUAGCGUUACACGGAACGUUACGUCAAAAGCCCCGCGUUUGCACGUUUUACGUAGUUGUUACUAAACUAAUUUUGUUAAUAUGUCGCUCAAGAGCAUUAUAUAGUAGACACAAUUGGAAGCUCCUUUUCAUGCCUGUUGUGUGUGUUUGUGUGUGAUAAGGGAUGGUCAAACAAAAGUGAAAAGGAAAGUUAUUGCAAAUGGGGAGAAAAGCUAAUAAGUAAAAGUCAGACAAGGAAUGGCAAAAUAAUGACUUGAACAACAGCUGGCGUAUCGUAAAAAAAUCAGGAUGGUGCGAGACAUACAUCAGGUGCGAUAGUAGGCGGAUUUAAAAAAUAUGAAAGAAAGAUAAAUGCUGUGAUAUCCACUAAUGACAAAAACAAAAGCUAACAAAACAAAACAAAAUCGAAGAAGGGAUUCAUUGACAGAAGGACAUUCAGAUACAUUCACAAAAACAACAUAUGAACACGUUUCAUACUAAAAUGGCUAUUUCGUAUGAAUUACAACAAAACAAAUGCGAAUCAAACAUUUCUUAACAAUGAAAGAAUAAAAUGUUAAAACCUAAUCGAACAAAAACAAAAAUAACAAUAAAAAAAUCGCAGGCCCUCCCUUUCCAUUAAAUAUAAAACAAUACGUGAAUAACAGAGAUGCAAUUAUGAGCCACAAUUAAAAUCGAAUACCGAUAAACAAAUAAAAUAAAAUUGAUCUUGUUCCCGUUUCAAGGCAAAUCGUUAGCAUCAACCCAUCUUCGGCAAACCAACGCAAGCAGAUGAAGGCAAGGGCGCAAACACAAAAUAACAAUUGUUUUCUAACAUUCUUAACACCUCAGAGGCAAACAACACAAACAUGAAAAUUCUGCUUCUCGCUGUCCCUGUCAAAAAAUCGGGAAAGAAUGUUUGACAAGACAACUCAAUCUUCAACAUUGAAUGUGGCUAAAAGGCUUUAAAUUGCAACCUCCUGCUAAAAUCUGUCACAGUGACAAUGACGCACAAAGUGGCGCAAAUGGUUAAAAAAACACUAAACUAAACGACACCCCUGAUCUUGCCCACAACGUUCGAAUGAUAGAAUGGAAGGGGAACAGGCAAAUGUUACAACUAACGCCCCAAAACAAUCUAUAACCUGCAAGUAAGCAUAUUUAUACAACAUAUAAACGUUACAGCGUAUGUUAAAACAUAAUGGAACAUGAACCCAUAUUAAACACAAACUAACGAAAGAAAACAAGAAACUACCAAACAAAAAUACUCAGCCAGCAAAAUCAAACACCGGAAAAACGGAGAGUAAUGCAAUCAAACGAACAAAGACAAAGCAAAAACUAAACUAAACAAACAAAAGUGUUUAAACAUGGUACUAAAAUUUGAAACCCAAUUUGUAAUACGAAUAUUUAGCGGCCAAUAUUGAAACCUUCCCGUACUUUUAGCACACUAACACACCCGAACCCUUCGCCCUCUCCGGUUGCUUCCUCCGAUUAACAUCCUGAAAUACGUCACAUCUUCGUUCGCGGAACAUUUCGAAAGACAAAAUAAAAACAGCACACAGAUGCAAACACACAUUGACUUGAAGAAAACUAAAAAUCCAGGCGGAAACUGUUGUUACAUUUUUAUACAUUAAACAAAUAAAAUAAAUCAAAUCGAAAAUGAGUAAUACAAACUAGAAACCCUCCUCAAAGAGGUUCCGCUGUUUCAGAUGGUGUGUGUAUGUGUGUGUAUGUGUGUGUGCAUGUUUGUGUAAACGUUUGAGUGAGUGCAUUGAGUGAGCCCGCCGUAUAGAGAAACCAGAGGAAGAACAAGCAAGAAGUCAUUAUCCGGCAAAGUACCGAAGCCCGGACUCGUAAUAGUAAACUCAGUAAGCAACAAAAAUGAGUAAAAAUAAAAACAAUGAGCAAGUAAGUGUGUGUGUAUCUGAGAGAGAAAGAGCGAGAGUGUAAGAGAGAGAAAGAUAGUGUGUGUGUGUUUGAGAGAAAGAGAACUGUUAAAUCAAAAGUUUAGCAAGUAAGUGCAUAAAGUGGUACUAUUAUUCUACAGCAAGACCGUGCAGAACCGGAACUAAACAUUAAGCUAAUGCUCACUACCAACACAUUAAAAGAAUGAUAAGAAAAAUAAAAAUAUAUUUGUAAUCACCAGACCGCAUGAUGUGACGCAUGAAAAGCAGAUCGGAUAGGGGAAGGGGUAGAGUAACAAUGAUAGUAAUAAACGAUAUUUAAAAGCAAACGGCAUACGUUUUGCAACCCUGUCCCUGUCCGUAAACAAAACGAUCAGGUGAAACUUUCAAACAGGACUAAAGAAACCUGAUCGUUACCGGAGAGGAAAAGAGAAAGGGGGGGUCAACAUGUGAGAUUAAAAAAAGGAUGCGAUAAUGUAGUUAAAUCACUUACCCGGCGGUGCAAGCGAUAUAUUUUGCAUUAGGAACAGGCGCGAAUGACAGCAAUCGUUAUCCGUUAGUAGCACACACACCUGUCAAACCGACUUUCGAAUAGUAAUGUUUGGGGUCAUAAACCACUUACAUAUAUUAUACACUACGUUCUCUGCCUGACCGGUAGCUCACAUGCGAAGGUGCGCAAUAAAGAGUAACAGCGAAGGAUAUAGAUAGAGAGAAUAACUCUCUAGACGUCUCAAAAUGAGGUAAAUAAAAUUUAAAUAAACUACGAUUGUGACGAGUAGUGAUAGAUGAGUACAAUACUAAGAAGAAUGAUGCCAGUAGGGGACGGCAGAUGACGUGCACCGGGCAAUGCGAGCGAAACAGAGUGUAAACACAAUCAUGGCGUAACUGAAAAGACUCCACUCUCUCACCUUUUGUUUUUAUUUUCAAGAUGCGAUCUGAAAUUUAACCUAACCAUCCGUACGCGUAAUACGGAGUCACUCACACAGCAGCCGUAGCUAGGGUAUAGGGAUGCUAGUCGCGAUCGUUACCAAACAGGCCGGCAACACAGGUCGGCAACAGAAGUCAUAAUACACUCGGCAUCAUCCACAGUGCCACUUAAUACGGAUAACACAGCACACAUCUUAACACAUAUAUAUACACACACACACACACACACCCACACACACAAACAUGGAACUGUGCCGUUAUGGAGGAGUCACUCAAAAGAAGCUAAAACCUAAUAUCUCUUCCUUCAAGGCCAUCAAACCGAACCCCAUUUAACACGUCUCCCUAGUACCAGCACUGCUAAAUGCAUGCGCACUUUUCUUAUUAUGCAUAAUACUAAAUCAUACUAAGCAGACACUACUGCUACGGGCGAGAAGGGGGUGCGAUAUCGAUUGAAUAAUAACCGGUCUUCCAGUGAUAAAGAAAGCAUAAUAAGGAAAACACUAACACACAGAAAGUGAUUUCAAACUAUUAAAGCAAAAUAAUUAAACAUUCAACACACAUACACAAACACACACAUACACACACUCACACACACAAACAUAUAUUCAAAUAUUCAGGCAUGCUGAGAUGCAGCUGGAUAAAUCCCCGAAAUGUCAAAUGAAUAAUGGGAAACGACAUAAAAAAAGCCAUUGCCAACAUAAAACAUUGCCAAGGUUCCCUCAAAGGGUAAGGAUUAACAAAAAACAAUAAAAACGAAGCGCCAAAAGAGAGCGCCAAACUAAAACGGCGGAAGAGAUGUUUAAAAUCAUCAACUAUAAGACAAGUUAUAUAGUUAAUUAUAUAUUAAUCCGGCUUUAAAGUGUUCACGCGUCGCCAUACUUCCUCUCCCAAACUACUGUUUUCGGGCACUACUAUUUCCCCAGCGCGCGUGCGCCGUACUUCCUUUUGUGCCCAAUUUUCCCCCAGAAAGUAACCGCAAAGUGUAAGGUUUCGUGCAAGGAUUCGUAUCCUUCGUUCCGAUUCAAACGAAGUAUAACUGCAAAAACUGUUCAUGUUCGUUUUAGCACAACCCUUCUACUACUACAUCACUAGCUUCGCAUACAAACAAACCAAAAACUACAACUACACGGUUUUUUACCACAAUCAAACCUAUUUCGCACAUGUACACAUACCCUAAGGACUACGCCACACACGCACACACAUGUACACAACUUUUCAUACUACGGACACGGCUCUUUUAAUUGAUAAAGAAAUAUAUUUAAAGAAAAAAAAAAACAAAUAUACAUAUAUAAAUAAAGAAA
Molecule: messenger RNA, 9967 nt
Organism: Anopheles merus
Lineage: Eukaryota; Metazoa; Arthropoda; Insecta; Diptera; Culicidae
Product: neuronal acetylcholine receptor subunit alpha-7-like
Exons: 14
Coding region: 571-2547 (658 amino acids)
Biological process (GO): chemical synaptic transmission; regulation of membrane potential; signal transduction
Cellular component (GO): postsynaptic membrane; synapse; neuron projection
Molecular function (GO): acetylcholine-gated monoatomic cation-selective channel activity; transmembrane signaling receptor activity
Source: RefSeq, a predicted model, not a curated record